Molecule: messenger RNA, 2820 nt
Organism: Quercus lobata
Lineage: Eukaryota; Viridiplantae; Streptophyta; Magnoliopsida; Fagales; Fagaceae
Product: disease resistance protein RPP2B-like
Exons: 5
Coding region: 1108-2805 (565 amino acids)
Biological process (GO): defense response
Molecular function (GO): protein binding
Source: RefSeq, a predicted model, not a curated record
UGAAGUUCGAGAAUAAUAAGGACAAGGUGCAGAGGUGGAAGGAUGCUCUAAGCAAAGCCGCUAAAGUAUCUGGAUGGCAUUACAUGAAAGGUUGCUCUACAUAUAAAUCUGAAUCUCACUUCAUUCAAAACAUGUUGAAGAGAUAUCAAGUGCUAAAUUAAAUUGGAUGCCGCUAUAUGUUGCUAAAUACCCAGUUGGAAUAAAUUCUCGUGUAGAGGACAUAGAGUCACUUUUAGAUAUUGGGUUAGAUGAAUUUUGCAUGGUAGGGAUUCAUGGCCUUCCCGGAGUAGGAAAGACUACAAUCGCAAAAGCUGUUUAUAAUAAAAUUGCUAAACAUUUUGAUGUAAGCAGCUUUUUAGUGAAUGUUAGAGAAAAUUUGGGGAUAGAUGCUGGCAUAAUCACACUACAAGAGCAACUUCUUAAUGACAUCUUAGUGGAUGAAAAUUGGAGAGUGGGCAACAUAUUUAGAGGAAUCAGCUUAAUAGAGAAGAGACUUCGUUGUAAAAAGGUUUUUUUAAUUCUUGAUGAUGUCGAUGAUUUGACAAGAAUAGAGAAUUUGCUUGGAAAAUGUAAUUGUUUGCUCCUAGAAGCAGAGUCAUUAUAACAUUAAGAGAUAGAUGCUUGUUAGCUGCCCUUAAAGAAAAACUUUGUAAAAGUUACAAGGUCAAGGGAUUCAAGGUUGAGCAAUUAAACAAACAUGAAGCUCUUCAACUCUUCAAAGACCAUGCCUUUUCGGGAAACAAACCUCAUGAUGAAGAUUAUUCUAAACUUGCAACUAAAUUCAUAGAUUUUGCCAAUGGCCUUCCACUAGCUCUAGAAAUAAUAGCUUGUGAUUUGUGUGGAAAAGCUAAAGAUGAAUGGGAAAGUGCAUUAGAUAUUUAUAACAAAAUCCCCAAUGAAGACAUUAAAAAAAUACUUAGAGUAAGUUACGAUGGAUUGCAUGAAACAGAGAAAGAUAUUUUUCUUGAUAUUGCAUGCUUCUUCAAAGGUUGGAACAAAGAUUAUGUUGUAAAGAUAUUAAAUGCUUGUGAAUUACGACCUGGCUUUGGUAUUCCGAGACUUGUUAAUAAGUGUCUCAUAACUGUUGACGGCUCUGGUAGAUUGUCAAUGCAUGACUUGAUACAACAAAUGGGUAAGGAAGUUGUUCGACAACAAGCACCAAAUAUUCUCAGAAAACGUAGCAGGUUAUGUUUUUAUAAGGAUUCACUUAAAGUACUAACUACAAAUAAGGGAUCAAAAAACAUUCGAGGCAUAAUGUUGCAUUCACGUCAACAAUUAGAGGUGCAACUACACACUGAAGCUUUCAGAAGGAUGGAAAAUCUCAAAUUUCUAAUAGUUGAGAAUGUACAUAUUCAUAAACCACUUGAAUUUCUUCCCAAAAAUUUAAUACUUCUUAAGUGGCCCCAAUAUCCUUUUCACUGGCCAUCAGAAUAUUUUGCUAAACAACUUGUUGCUGUUGAGAUGCCACAUAGUUGCAUUAGAUUGCCAAGGCUAUUCAUGCAGUGCCGGUUAGAAAAUUUGACAGACAUCGAUCUUCAAGGUUGUAAAUUUAUUACGAUUUUACCUAAAUUAUGGGUCCCAAAUUUAGAGAAUUUGAACCUCUCUUAUUGUGAAAACUUAGUUGAGAUUGAUGAAUGCUUUGGAUAUCUUGAAAAGCUUAGAAUAUGGUAUCUCAAUGGUUGCAUAAAACUUCAGUUUCUUCCAAGCCAACUCAGGUUGAAAUCUCUUUAUUCUUUUUAUCUUACUGGCUGCUCAAGGCUUGAGAAGCUCCCUCAUUUUCAUCAAGAAAUGGAAUGUUUAAAGGGUUUAUAUUUAAGUGGGAGUGGUAUUAGAGAGGUGCCUUCAUCAAUCGAGCAUCUCACUAAGCUUAAUACAUUAAUCCUUCAUAAUUGCAAAAACCUUCGGGAUCUUCCAGAUAGCAUUUAUAAAUUGCGAAGGCUUCGGGAAUUGUGGACUUCUACUACCAAAUUGAGACCGAUGUGCAAUUCUUUUGAUAGCUCUUCCGAGGGCUAUGAAUUAUAUCUUUUAACGAUGCCUAACUACUUCCCUGCAUUGGAAAUUUUAAGUCUAUCUUCAAACAAUAUUGUUACCAUCCCUGAAAGCAUUAGCAGAUUUCCCAAAUUAAAAUACCUUUCUAUUACGAAUUGCAAGCUUCUUCAUGAAAUUCAAGGACUUCCCCAAUCGAUAAGAGAGGUUCAUGCGAACAAUUGCAUGUUGUUGGAUACCCAAUCAGCAAGCAGGCUAUUGAAUCAGGUAAUAGAAAUGACUGGGAUUUUACCAAAUAGAGUAUGUGGCAGUGCAAGAAGCACCAAUUACUUCCCAUCUGAAACUGAAGAUGGAGACAUAUCAAUGGAUCGGCAGUUCUCCAAUUAUUUCCCAUCUGAAACUGAGGGCGUUGAAUAUGAAGAUCGGGACGUUUAUCGAAUUAUGAUUUUUUGGGGAACUAAGAUGCCAGAAUGGUUUAAUCAUCAAAGUGUUGAAAAUUCCAUAUUUUUCUGGGCUGGUCGCAAAUUUCCAAAAUUGGUUGUCUGUGUUGUUCUUGGACGAGAGGGCUUUUAUGGCUCUGUUGACAUUUCCAUCAAUAGUUAUAAAAAACGUGAAUAUGAGCAUAUUAGACACUCUGGAAAUAAUUGUAAUCUACAUUUAUUUUCUCCACCUCAACGGUCUCUACAGGAGCAUUUGAAUGAAUCAAAUCCAACUGACCAGAAUCAUGUUAAGGUUUCAUAUAGAAUCCAUUACCAGAAUCUUGUUGAUGUUACAUAUAGAAACGCGAAUGGUAUAAAAAGGUGGGGGGGGUCCACGUAGAAUGCACCUGUCCUU